UUGCAUCGAACGGUCCCUUUUUUUGUUACAACACAGAGGAAAUAAUCACCAUCUCCGGAAGUGGGUAAUAGUGGCACGAGAACGACAAAAUGGUGCAGUUUGACUGGCGCCGGAUGUUCCGCAAGAAAAAGAACAUCCCCCAGGGUGGUGCUAUACUGGACCAGGUGAUUUCCCAGAGUGCGAAUGCCUCCAACCAGUGCUUGUUGUACAAGAUGGCGAACUACAAACGGGGUGGCGAUUUGAUCGACGCGUUCCAGGUCGGGGGACAGAAAGCAGUGGAGCAGUUGAUUCGGGAACAGUUCGGUGUGUUUAUGUACAACAACGGGCGCGGCCAGAUCAUUAACCGGGCCGAGUAUCUACGCUGGAAGUAUAUGGAUAAUCACGAGGUUGUUAUUCCGAUUGAGGCUUCCCUUUCGCCCCACGAUCCGCUGGGCAAAUGGGUGGAUCACAAAGCUUGCUGGCAGAUGCAGUAUCGUGGAUUGCUGGGGGAGAGUCUCCUACACGUGCUGAUCAUUUGCGAUACGAAAGUACAUACAAAAUUGGCGCGCAUCCUGCUGCGUGUUUUUCCAGAGCAAUCGAUCGACGUGAUGGAGGGCGAGGAGUACUUGGGCGCUAGUGCACUCCACCUGGCGAUCGCUUACAGCAACAACGAAUUGGUUGGAGAUCUGAUCGAUGCCGGGGCGGAUGUGUCCCAGCGUGCCAUAGGGCGCUUCUUCCUCCCACGGGACCAACAGGGACUGCGACCGGCAAAGACAACCGAUUACGAAGGACUGGCCUACCUGGGGGAGUAUCCGUUGGCGUGGGCCGCCUGCUGCGCGAAUGAGUCCGUCUAUAAUCUGCUGUUGGAGUGUGGAGCCGAUCCGAAUGCCCAGGACACCUUCGGCAAUAUGAUUCUGCACAUGGUGGUCGUUUGCGAUAAGUUGGAUAUGUUUGGAUACGCUUUGCGUCAUCCGAAGUUGCCUUGCAAGAAUGGGAUUGCGAAUAUCGCAGGACUGACGCCGCUGACGCUGGCCUGCAGACUCGGUCGAGACGAAGUGUUUCGUGAGAUGUUAGAACUCUCCGCUCGGGAGUUUUGGCGCUACAGUAACAUCACCUGCUCCGGCUAUCCGCUGAACGCGUUGGACACGCUGAUGCCGGACGGAACGACCAACUGGAACUCGGCGCUGUUCAUAAUUCUGAACGGUACCAAGGAAGAGCACCUGAACAUGCUCGAUGGUGGCAUUGUCGAGCGUCUGCUGGAUGAAAAGUGGAAGACGUUCGCGAGGAACCAGUUCUUGAAGCGCCUGCUAAUUCUCGCCUUGCAUCUGUUCUGUUUGUCCUGCUCGGUGUAUCUGCGACCGGCACAUGUUUUCGAGGAAGAAAACGACGAGGAUGGUGGUGGUAGUGGCGAUACGGGGGCCUCGGAUGCGGGCGAGGACGAGGGGAUCGAUUUGACGAGCUGGUUCCGAUAUGGAUUUGAGAUUGCCACCGUCAUGGGCGUGUUGAGUUACGUCGUGCUGCAGCAGGGCGAUGAAAUCAAGAACCAAGGCCUGAUUUCGUUCAUCAAGUCGCUGGGUAACGCCCCAGCAAAGGCGAUCUUCCUCAUCUCGAACCUCAUGAUUCUGACGUGCAUCCCGCUGCGAAUGAUCGGCGACAUCGAGACCGAGGAGGCUAUACUCAUGUUUGCCGUUCCUGGCAGCUGGUUUCUGCUGAUGUUCUUCGCUGGGUACGUUACUUCGGAAGACUUCCUCCUCACAUAUAUGCGGCUCUGCAUUCCUUCUGAUUUUUUUCUCAUCCACAGCGCCAUUGGGCUGACGGGUCCCUUCGUGACGAUGAUAUUUUCUAUGAUCACCGGCGAUAUGUUUACGUUCGGCAUCAUCUACAUGAUUGUGCUGUUCGGAUUCUCGCAGGCAUUCUACUUUCUGUACAAAGGUCACCCGGAUGCGGAGGAGACCCCGUUCGGGAGUUACUUCGGCACGUGGAUGGCACUUUUCCAAACCACACUGGGAGACUAUGAUUAUGCCGAUCUCAACCUGACCACCUAUCCGAAUCUGGCGAAAACCGUGUUUGUUAUCUUCAUGAUCUUCGUGCCGAUCCUUUUGCUCAACAUGUUGAUCGCUAUGAUGGGCAACACUUACGCGUACGUUAUCGAGCAAGCGGAGAAGGAAGGCAUGAAGCAGUGGGCGAAGAUUGUGGUCAACCUGGAGCGGGCCGUCAAGCAAGAGGAUGCGAAGAAGUACCUCGAGGAGUACUCAAUCGGGCUGGGCCCAUCGGACGAUCCUCGGUACGAGAUCCGGGGGGUUAUGGUCAUCAAGAGCAAGAGCAAAACCCGGGCCAGACAGCGAAAGGGAGCCGUGAGCAACUGGAAGAGUGUUCUGAGGGUUACACUGAACGAACUGAAGAAGCGCGGUAUGACCGGCGAGGAGCUUAGGAGAAUCAUGUGGGGCCGGUCGUCAAUUACUUCUCCGGCGAAGAUAUCCAAAAAGAAGAAAGGCUACGAGGAUGAAGACCCCUUCGCCAUAACUGCGGCCAUCGAUGUGAUGGCCUUCACGCAGGACAUCGUCAUGGUCAGCACCGAGCCGAUGGGACCUCCAACGAUCGAUCCAACUAAACCAGCCGCCGCCACCACCGUCAAGAAACCCCAAACCGUCCUUCCUUCGCAAUCGGUUUCCGUGCAGCCGGAGGUCCCUCCACCAGCCAAGCUCACUAAACGCCAGUCUGUGGUGAGCGCUCCGCCGGCUUACGAUGACUUCCCACCGAUGAAGAACUACAAGGAUCCCUUGCGGGAGCUGGUUAUCAUCUCGGAAUCACCCACGGUGGACGAUCAUUACGCACAGAACUGUAGAACACUGGCGAACGAUGCGUCCACCCUGGAUCACGUGCACGAGAUUGAUCUUGCGCGUCAGAGUCAGCUCCGGCAGGAGGAACGAGAAGAACAACAGCAGCAGCAGAACUUGGGUCAGUUGAAUCUAUUUCUGGACGCGAAAGACGUUGUCGAUCCGGUGAAGGAACGUGAGUUUUUGAAAACAUUGGAAGCCCUCGAGGACACCGAUAGCGAGGCGGCUGAGAAGCCCGUUCUCGGUAAGAUCUCGCUGAUCCGACGCGCUAAAUCUGCCGUUUCGAGAACGACUUCCAGGAAGAAGAAAACCGACCAGCAUCCGCUAUUUAUGAUCGCUUGGGAUGACAAGACGCUGGUGCGGACGGUGGAGGACUUUGGCGCACUGAACACCGCCUACGAGUACUCCGCGGAGGAUCUCAAACAGGACGUUGACGAGGAGGCAAAGGAAGACGAGGAUGGGGGAUGCGUGACGGUGGAGGAGGUUCAUCGGAGGAUGGAACAGUUCCAUCAGCGGAGUCGGGCCUCCCCCGAGAGGGACAGCAAUUCGACGGAGAGUAGCAAGAAAAAUGGUGGCAAGCAAGGUGGUGGUAAACGGCACGGAAUGGGUCGCGGGCGGAAUAACAAAAUAUCGCCGGACACCUCGAAUGAGAGUGUUUCGGUGAAGAAGGACAAGCGAAUGAAGUCCGCCCCGACUACCAGCGGCAAUGGACAGAGACAUCGCCAGCUGAUGAUGGGACAUCAGCCGGGAGAAGCCUCUCCGCCGGAUCCGCUGGAACCGUGGAGCACCAAAGAUAUUAUGAACAUCAACAAACUGCUCGAUACCGAUACGCAGGAAGAGUAGAGCUAUUCCAAGUGAAAUCGUCCUAAAAAUGCAGAACAUGAUUUUUUGAUUCGAAUGAAAGUUUGUAUUACGUUUGGGUUGGAGGAAAUAUGAGUUUUCCACAUCAAUUGGGAUUUUUUUUCACUCAAGUGUAACUUUUGAAAAAGGCGUAUCGAUUUUAGUAAGAAAAAUCUUUGAUGAUUUAUUUCUCGAAACCCGAAAAAAGGGUCUUAGAAAGAGUUCUAGAGUAUUGAUGUUAAAAUGUGAAAAAAAAAACACUGAGAAAAAAAAUACUUUUUUUGUAUAAAAAAAACUUGAAUUUGCAAUAUCUAAAAUAACUAUUUUUUUAUUUUAAAUUUUUUUUUCUCAUAAAAUAUAGAAGUCAUAUAGAAAAUUUAAAAAACAGUUCGAGUUGGUAAAACUAUUUUUGACGAACUUUGUUGAGCAUCUUAUUUUUAUGAAUUUCCGAAACAUCGAAUUUUUGUAUGUUAACAAUCAUUUCUAGUCACAAAUUAUGAAUUCUGAUUUGAUUUCAAACAAAAAAGCUCUAUAUCGAUCUCCUUCUAAAUGCAGCCAUUCUCGAGAUAUUUGAAAAAAACAAUUCAAAUUUAUUGUCUUUUUUAGUUUUAUUUAUUUAAAAUUUAUACAUCCUUUUUUUAUAUAAAAUAGAAAAUUUAAAAAAUAAGUCUAAAAUGGUAAAACUAUUUUUGCCGAACUUUGUGGAAUAUCUAUUUUUUAUGAAAAUUCGAAACCUCGAAUUUUUGUAUAUUAAAAAAAAUAAAAUUAAAAAAGACAAAGAAUUAGAAAUGUUUUUUUUUUCAAAUCUCUCGAGAAUGACUGCCUUUAGAACAAGAUUAAUGAAGAGCUUUUUUGUUUUGAUUCGCAUCAGAAUUCAUAAUUUGUGGCUAAAAAUGAUUGUUAACAGACAAAAAUUCGAUGUAUCGAAAAUUCAUAAAAAUUCGAUGUUCCACGAAGUUUGUCAAAAAUAGUUUCACCAUCUUGGACUCAUUUAUUAAAUUUUCUACAUAACUUCUAUUUUAUAUGAAAAAAAUAAAAAAUUAAUGAAAAAUACACAAAUAAAUAAAAAAAAAAUAAGACAAUAAAUUCGAAUUUUUUUUCCAAAUAUCUCGAGAAUAACUGCAUUUGGAACAAGAUUGAUAAAGAGCUUCUUUGCUUUAAAUCACAUCAGAAUUCAUAAUUUGUGGCUAAAAAUGAUUGUUAACAGACAAAAGUUCGAAGUUUCUGAAACUCAUAAAAAUUCGAUGUUCCACAAAGUUUGUUAGAAAUAGUUUUACCAUCUUGGACUCAUUUAUUAAAUUUUCUACAUGACUUCAAUUUAUAUGAAAAAAUAAAAAAGAAAUAAAAAAAUAUAAGGGAAUCGUGUAAUAAGGACAGUGGGGUUAAUAUGGACAGGUGGUUGAUUUGUAUAGUUACAUUUUGAAUUUCAGAUUUCUGUUAAUGAGAACACCUUCUACAUGUUAUUCUAUAAUAUUUAAGCCAUUCUAUGGCAAUGAAUACUGAUCAAAAGUGGAAAAGGGAAACAAAAACCGAAAAUCAUACAUGAUUCCGCGAGUGGAUGUAAUUUUAGCUGCUUCGAUAUUAGGCAUUUUGAGUGGUUUAAUAUCAACAUUCAAUUCGCUGAUGAUUAUAUUUCGGUUUGUGAGUUAACAGAGAAGCGAUAUUAGGUAUGUACGGAAAAGUAAAUUCAUUUUUGGGUGGAAAAUUUAAAUUAUUGAAAUCAUUGUACUGGUGGGGUAAAACGGACAGUUGCCAGUGGGAGUGAGAUGGACUGUAAAAAGUCUGUUUAAUCUAUUCCUAAGGAAUGUCCUGCGUCUAUAAAUGGAAAUCAAAUCGCCAAAUGUGAACUGUUUAGAAGCUGACUGGAACUAAAAGCAAAAUAGUUGAAGGUCUGUUCGUUUAUAUUGCUGAAAAGCACGAUAUUACUUAUAGGUGGAUUAAUUCGAUUUUUUCAUCAUUAAACGGACAUUCGUGAUGAGUUCAGACCUUGGUUGAAUAAAAUUAUUCCUCUCGCGAUCGAUAAACCUCUACGCUUCAUAUAUUACAAUCCUGUCCAUAUUACCCCCACUAUAUGUUCAUAUUACCCGCAUCGAAAAUAAUGUUGUACUUUGCGGUCUGUUUUAAUUCCAGUAAAAAACAUUGGCCAAUUAGGUAGAAAAACAGUAUAUAGAAUUGCAAGAAAUUGCUUUAAAGUUUUGGCAAACAUGAGUUUCCAUAGAUAUAAUUGAAGUUCUUCUUAACAUGUCCGUUUUACGCCAUCUCCCCUACAGGCAGACUCGAUUAUAUACUGUUUUGGAUUUAUUUUCACUGUAUAUAAUCGAAUCCUGUAUAUAAUCGUGUCAAAAAAAAAAUAAUUUUUUUAAUCGUUUUUUAAGCAUAUAUUUUUUGUUUUUUGAAUAUAAAAGAAGAAUUUAAUUUUUGAUUCAUCCCCUUAAAGUCAGAAAAUAGUUUUCUCAUAUAAAAAAUCCAAAUUCAUUCGGGUGGUGAUAAGGAUCAUAUUUGAUGAAGAAAAUCCUUCUACGCACAUGUUCGAAUUUCAAAAAUGACAGAGUUAUAGAACUUUUUAUUUGUUUCGGACUCUGUUGCCUCAAACUGGCGCUACACUAAAAAGUGCGCUACAGAAGACGAUUCUGUUGCUUCCAUUAGAAAGAUGAGAAAAUUUUAUACAGGAUAUAGCUGUAAGACAUCUAAUUUAGUGGAUUUAAAUGACAUUCUGGAAGUGAAAAACUUCAAAGUUAGUAAUUUUUAAUGUGAUAUUAUUAAUUCUAUCCGAAAAAUUCAUAUUAAACUUGAUUGUUUCUAUCAAUCAUAUUAUAGCUUUCUAAACUCUCUACAAUUUGUUCUUUGACACCCAUGUACACAUAAAAGUAACUUAAAUAUCACUUUGACGUUGACAGGUAAUAUUUUUUCGUGAAGUAAGUCAUUUUUUUUUUUUUUUUAUCUUCGCUUAUUUUUCGUCGGCCUAUUUCCGCCACUUUAGUGCCAAUCACCGACAUCAGGGAGGCGACUCCACCUGUUCCUACCUAUCAGACUCAACAACUCAUGAGCCGGGCCAACUUCUUUUACUUCCGCUCCGAAGGAAGACGUAACCAGAGAUUUUUCGCCUCAGAAAAUCCCAACGACGCCAGCUGGGAUUGAACCCAGCCCGAUCGGAUUGUGAGGCUGUUACGCUAACCAUACAACCACUGGCGCCGUCUAGGAAUUAAGUCAUAUUUGAAACAUAAAAUAGUUUUUGACGUGGAACUACGUCUAACUGGAGUAUAUGGGGGGUAAAAUGAAAACCUAAACACACAACAUACAGGAAAAAAUGAAAUAUGAAAUAUGCUUAUAACUCGAACAUUUAUUACUGGAUCGGAAAGAUCUUUGCAUCAAUUGAUAGGAAAUAUAUCUACGCAUCUAUUGCAACUAAUAAAAUGUUAUUUUUUGUUAGAUAAACAAUUGAAUAACUGUAAAAUGUUAAGCAUUAUCUAAACGCUCUAACUACCUCGUUUUGGUUGGCCCGAUUUACGGUUCCCCCAACACAGCCAUCAUAAGUGUGGAGCGUGGGCAAAUUGGCAUUGCAAAUUCAUGCAAGUCGGGAGUGUUUUUGUUCCGACCGAAAUCUAUUUCCCCAAGACAGACUUCAAAUCCAUGGAGCGCGGGGGAAUUUACAUUGCAAAUUCAUGCAAAUCGGGGGCAUUUUUGUUCCGACUGAAAUGUGUUUUCCAAACACAGACUUUAAAUGAAAGGAGCGUGGGGAAAUUGGCAUUUUAAAUACAUGCAAGUCGGAGGCAUUUUUUAAAAUGUGUUUCCCCAACACAGACUUCUGAACCAAGGUGUCUGGGGAAAUUGGCAUUGCAAAUUCAUGCUGGUCGGGUGUAUUUUUGCUCCGACUGAAAUGUGUUUACCUAAUAUAGGUUUCUAAACCAAGGUGUCUGCAAAUACAGUAGAACCCCGAUUAUCCGCGAAAUAGUCUGGCUAGGUUACCGCGCAUAACGAAAAUCGCGGAUAACGCGAUAUACGACUAAAAAUGAGGUAUAAACACGAAAUAAAAAUAUUUCAGCAUGAAAACUAUGUUUCAUCGACACAGUAAGCAUCAAACUAUCCAUUUGCAAGGUCGUGUGCACCAGAGGUCAGAUAAUAUGAUAGUUAUGACCAAAACAAAAGAGCAAGCGCCUACGUCUCACUGACAAAUUUUGGGAAGCUCUAUAGAAUUACUAUGGAACUCGCUUUCACGGAUAAUCGGGGUUCCACUCUAAAUGACAACUGCGAGUACGAAUACUCGCUUGCCUUUGUGCAGACUAGAAUAUGUUUCCUUAACACGGUCUUGUAAACUUAAUAGCCUGAAAAAAUCGUGCAGACAUUAGAGCCUCUCAAGUUUAAAGCCUCUAUAGUAUAAAAUGUAGAAGUUGAAGUUGUUGAUUCAUGCAAGCCGGGGGUACUUCUGCACUCGCAUGUUUUUUUUUGCAUUCCGAAAAGAGUUUUUCUAACACGGAUUACAAAAGCGGGCACGAACACAACGCUUGGCUCGGUUAUUCAAGAUUUCAUUGAAGGAUAUGCCUUAUGAUAUAUGAAUUUCUGGCACUGAGUGCCUGAAGUUCAUCAAAUCAAGUAAAUUUGCAGUUCUAGAAGUACGUACAUUUGAGAGAUGCAAACUUCAGAGGGAAAUGUAAAAUAAAAUAAUCGUUUGACAAUUCUUCCGUUCACAUACUUUGUCUUAGGCAUCAUGCCAAACGUAAAAGGACUGUCAUUAAAUUUACUUGUAACGAAGGACAUAACCUAUCACAAUGUAUGAAUUGACCUCACAUGGCAUUUAUUCAAUCUCUUUACUCACAAAGCAAAUAUAUUGAAUUCGGGAAUUGUGUUAUUAAUACAAACAAAUGAGGACUAGCUAAGCUAAUCCCACAUCAACCUUGCGGUUAUAUCAUAGAUAUAACCCACCCAUUAUUUUUUCAAACCGUAUAUAAUCGAGUCCGGCUUGUAUUUGCAAAUAAAUGUUUUUUUUUGUAAAUAAAAAAAAAGUACCAAUUUUUUUUCACAGUGUAUAUUUUUUUCCCUUUUUAACAUCAAUACUAUAUAACUCUUCCUAAGACACUAUUUCGGCACGACUCAUAGUUUUUGAGAUAUAAAUUAUCAAAGAUUUCUCUUACUAAAAUCGAUACGCCCUUUUCAAAAGUUACACUUGAGUCAACAAAUUCCCAAUUGCUGUGGAAAACUCAUAUUUCCUCGAACCCCAGCGGAAAACAAACUUUCUUCUACCCAAAAAAAAAAAAAUAAUCAGGUUUUGUCAUUUGUCGAUUUCAUUUGGAAUUGCUCAGUAGCGAUCGUUGGGCGGUGAUACUCACUAACAUAGCCCUGAGUAGAUGGAUUCGAUUCUUCUUACGAUUUAUUUCUUAACUAGCGGUUAUGUUAGUAGACAUCCUAUCUCCAACGGGGUUUAUAAAAUACUAUUUACAUUGAAAUUAAAAAAUGAAAUAAAGAAUACCUUGUAGAGAUAUCCUCCUAUCAUUCAUGCGGUUGCUGUUGCUGAUGGGUUUGAUGGUGGAGAUGAUGAUGAUGAUGGACAGGUGAUUGUUGAAUUAUGUGAGCAUGAGGAUGUUGUUGCUGUUGUUGUUGCUGCAACUGCUGCAGCUGGGCGGCGUUAAUCAGUCCUCCCGCCUGAUUUGGCUGAAUGAUGGUGGUAAUCGCCUGCAGUUGAGGUGCUUGAAUGAUGAUCGGUUGGUGGUUUGGAACCGCCGUCGCACCACUUGUCCCGCUCAACUGAAUCUGGGACCGGAUGAAAUUAAGCUGGUUUUGAUUCAGUGGGAUCUACCGUGAGAGAAACCUUUCAUUAGAUUCAUUUCGAAAAUAAAUUAAAGUUUGUGGACAUACAGGGAUGUGGGUUACCUCCCCCGUAGGGGUAAUCAUUUGCUGCACCAGCUGAAUCGGUUGACCUUGAGUGAGCUGAGCCGGAUUGAUGACGGUUGCUCCUGCGGGUUGCAUAGUCGUAGUGCCAGUGGCGGGACUCGUCAGAAUUAUGUUCGGCGCUGCUGACGCAAUCGUUGCGAUCUGCGAAUACUAAGCUUUUUUGAGGAAACCUUAGUGCCACUCUCGGGAGACAUAUUUACCUGCGGAGUUUGCUGGUGCAUGGACUGGCCUUGCAGCUGAGGCUGCUGGGGCGAAGCCGCAACCGUGAUUUGUUGGGUCACACCAGGGGUAGCUUGCAACUGCACAAUAUUUCCAGCAUUGGUACCAUUUCCCGAAUUGCUACUGCUGCUCUCAACACAAUUACUGUUCACACUUACGCCACCACCAGUAGUACUACUACUACUCUGCAGUGCCUGUUGGUGCUGCUGCGCAAGCUGCAGAUAAUACUG
Messenger RNA from Toxorhynchites rutilus septentrionalis, 9991 nucleotides. RefSeq lists its product as uncharacterized. Gene Ontology annotation, cellular component: membrane. Lineage: Eukaryota; Metazoa; Arthropoda; Insecta; Diptera; Culicidae. Gene Ontology annotation, biological process: calcium ion import across plasma membrane. Bases 90 to 3659 code for a protein of 1189 amino acids. Gene Ontology annotation, molecular function: protein binding; calcium channel activity. The transcript has 6 exons. The record is from RefSeq and is a predicted model, not a curated record.